AUGUAUAGCUUUCUUUUUCAAAAUCAUUAUCAUAUUUUCUUUCUUUCUUUCUUUCUUUCUUUGUACCCUUACUUAUUUGAUUCUUUCUUUUCCCUAUCUUUCUUGAAAUCGUUUUGUUUUUCUUUCUUUUUUGUGUGUUACCUUUUUAUUCUUUCCUUCUUUCUUUUUACAUUUCUGACUUUACUUAUUUUUUCUUUCUUUGAAAUAUUGCCGAUCUUACUGCAUAUUUCUUUUUUUCUUUGUUUCUUUUACGUAUCUGUUUUUAAAACAUUUUAUUUUCCCUUUUUUAUUUGUGCUAUUUCAUUCUUUCUUUCUUUCUUUCUUGGUUUCUUUCUUUCUUUCCUUCGUAGCUUGAAGUCAUCAUUUAUCAUCAUUAACCUUCGUUCUUUCAAUCUAACAUUUACGAUUUUUAAAUUAUUUCUCUGCUUUAUUCUUUUGUCUUUCUGUUUCUUGCCAUUCCGUCUUUCUUUUUUUUUUUUUUCUUUCUUUCUUUCUUACUUUUUUCUGUUCUUUUCUGGUUUAUUUUCUUAUUUCUUUCUUUUAAAUAUCAUUCAUAAAAUCCUUUUAUUUCAUUCUUUUAUUCUUAAUUUUCCUUUCUUUUUCUUUCUUUCUUUCUUUCUUUCUUUCUUUCUUUCUUUUGCUUUGAUGUUCAUUUCCCAUUUCUUCUCAUUCUCUGUUAUUCUUUUCUUUCUUUCUUUCUUUCUUUUCUUUCUUUCUUUCUUUCUCCACUUCUUUCUAUCUUUCUUUCUUUUUUCCUUUGUUUCUUUCUUUUUUUCUUUCUUUUUUCCUUACUUUCUAUAUUUCUUCCUUUCUUUCUUUCUUUCUUUAUUCUCCCUCUUUCUUUCUUUCUUUCUUUGUUCCCCCUCUUUCUUUCACCCUUUCUUUCUUUAUUCCCCUCUUUCACCCUUUCUUUCUACCUUUCUUUCUUUUUUUUCCUUACUUUCUAUCUUCCUUUCUUUCUUUCUUUAUUCCCCUCUUUCACCCUUUCUUUCUUUACAUGCUUAUUUAUUCUACCUUGUUUCUACAUCCUUAUUUUUUCCGCAAUUUAUUGCAAGCAGCUAUGGGAUCAAAGCAAAUAAUUAUAUAUUCCUGUUGUAUGUAAUUUAUUUAAUCAAUGUUAUAAUAAAAAUAAUAUAUAUCUAUCUAUCUAUCUAUCUAUCUGUCUCAGUCUGUUUCUAUCUAUCUAUCUCAGUCUGUUUCUAUCUAUCUAUCUAUCUCAGUCUGUUUCUAUCUAUCUAUCUAUCAAUCUAUCUAUCUCAUUCUCUUUCUAUCUAUCUAUCUCACUAUCUAUCUCAGUCUGUUUCUAUCUAUCUAUCUCAGUCUGUUUCUAUCUAUCUAUCUCAGUCUGUUUCUAUCUAUCUAUCUAUCUAUCUAUCUAUCUAUCUAUCUAUCUAUCUAUCUAUCUAUCUUCCCACUGCAAAUUAA
This is a messenger RNA of Acanthosepion pharaonis, 1425 nucleotides long. Lineage: Eukaryota; Metazoa; Mollusca; Cephalopoda; Sepiida; Sepiidae. The record is from the annotation of a GenBank genome assembly.